AUGAUUCAUUCUCAACGGUUUAUGUAUUGUCUGAGGCUCGAACUCGAUAUUUCUGUGGUUACUACGGGACGAAUUGGUAUCGUUGAUGGGGACCUCAGUAUUGGUAGGAGAGAUCUCGAGGCGGAUACUACGAUACCAGAGAAAGCUCUUUGGUUAGAUCAUGGAAUUGGCUGGGACCCUCAGGGACUUGGGAUGAUUCCGAACACUCUCGUACGAAUGUCAGUUUACGAACAUCAAGAUAAUUGA
This is a messenger RNA of Botrytis sinoallii, 246 nucleotides long. RefSeq lists its product as uncharacterized. The transcript has 3 exons. Lineage: Eukaryota; Fungi; Ascomycota; Leotiomycetes; Helotiales; Sclerotiniaceae. The record is from RefSeq and is a predicted model, not a curated record. Bases 1 to 246 code for a protein of 81 amino acids.